Sphaeroforma arctica JP610 is the source of this 129-nucleotide messenger RNA. RefSeq lists its product as hypothetical. The annotation marks the transcript as partial. The transcript has 2 exons. NCBI's taxonomy places the organism in Eukaryota, Ichthyosporea, Ichthyophonida. The record is from RefSeq and is a predicted model, not a curated record.
GGGAAAGAGUCCUGGGAUCUGGACAACGCCGGCAGAGUGGCUGAUGCAGAGGCAUUUAAGGGCUUCGUCCGUUACCACACGGUCACAUCCACUGUGAUCAUCGCAUGUGUGGCCGCAAACAACAUCUGA